Messenger RNA from Aureobasidium pullulans EXF-150, 2175 nucleotides. RefSeq lists its product as uncharacterized. Bases 1 to 2175 code for a protein of 724 amino acids. The transcript is spliced from 5 exons. Gene Ontology annotation, biological process: DNA-templated transcription; regulation of DNA-templated transcription. The record is from RefSeq and is a predicted model, not a curated record. Gene Ontology annotation, molecular function: zinc ion binding; DNA-binding transcription factor activity, RNA polymerase II-specific; DNA binding. NCBI's taxonomy places the organism in Eukaryota, Fungi, Ascomycota, Dothideomycetes, Dothideales, Saccotheciaceae.
AUGCCCCCAAGAACAAUUCUCCCCAAGGAUGAACAAGGUUCGCGAGAAGGUUCGGCCAGUAUGGCACCUCCGAAAUCCGCAAAGCGAAAAGCCGUUUCCUCUGCGUGUAUACCCUGUCGCAAGCGCAAGAGCAAGUGUGAUGGAGGACUCCCUUCCUGUUCUACGUGCUUAGCGGUCUACCGCACGGACUGCAGCUACGACCAAGACACAGACCAUCGUCGCAAAGGAGCACUUCGAAAAGAUAUAGCAUCACUACAAAACAAGAACACAGCACUCGACGUGGUCAUCAACUCGUUGUGUGCUCUACCGGAACACGAGGCCACUGCGCUCUUCCACAGUCUCCGCCGAGGCGAGCGACUCGACUCCCUGGCUGAGGCCAUCAAUGCUGGAGACACAGAAAAGUUACGAACACUAGAUACCGACCUGUCUGGUCCAUCAGGAACUCCAGGUGCCACGUUCCACACACAAGCUCCUUCAACGCGGAAUGAAUCCUCUCGAAGCCCGAUUGAAGGGGAGUGGCAUAAGCCAGGGAACCAGAGUGCGGCAGCAGAAGGGUCAUCAUCCUGGUUCCGCAUACCGCAAGACGCUGAAUUCGUGGACCAUUUGCUCAACUUGUACUUCUCCUGGAGUCAUCCGUUCUUCUGCUUCUUUUCGAAGGACCACUUCUUGAGGGACAUGGCGCGAGGCUCAACCAAGUACUGCAGCGCGAUGCUCGUCAAUGCAGUGCUUUCAGUUGCUUGUCAGUACUCUGAUCGACCUGCGGCACGCGACCGAGGAGGGGACUACUUCUUCAGCGAAGCACAGAGACAUGCCGAGAAUAUUGGUGCGGCAGACUUGACUGCAGUACAAGCCAUGGCGGUAAUGGCAGUAAGAGAAGGCUCUGCAGGCCGCGACCACAUCAGCUAUCGCCUCUGUGGGCGUGCCGUACGCCUAGCACUGGAAAUGGGUCUCCAUUUGGCCGAUACCACCGCAGGAGAGCCCAACUUGCGGUCUAGCGAGAUUGACAUCCGGAAGCUGACAUUCUGGGGUGUUUUCAACUGUGAGAUGAUCUGUUGUCUUGCCCUAGGCAGGAUUUCUUCAAUCCCCAAGAACGCGAUCGAGAUCGAUAAACCCUUGAACUCGGAGAAACUGGACGCACUGUUCUGGCAACCGUACGAAGACGCCAACUUGCCCGUUAGCCCCAGCGCUGUGCAGCCCAUGAAGUGUCUCUUAUUCCACAGUCACCAAAGCAAGCUCGCCGAGUUGAUCAACGAUAUCAACCUUAAUUUGUACGCACCUAGAGAAAGAUUCACGCCUCGACGAUUGGCAUCAGCAUACAACCAAUAUCAACAAUGGUACAGUGAGCUGCCGGACAUGUUCCAGCUCCAGAACACAGCAAUGCCUCACGUCAUUGUCCUCCACAUGUACUACCACCAGUGUGUGCUACAUCUAUUCCGACCGUUUAUGAAACUGGACCUCUCAGACAUCGGGCUCUAUCCCCGCGAACUAGCGACCUACUGUGCGACCGAAAUCUCCAAACUUAUGAAUGCGCUCCGCGGAAUGUAUGGAUUGAGGCGAACAUCACUAGCCGUUAGCCCCAUACUUCUGUCGGCCAGCACAGUCCAUCUCAUGAACCUCCCUUCUCAGGGCGCAGCAAUGCAACUCACUCAAGCAAUGCAGGACUUGGACACUAUGUCGGUGAACCACCGGUAUGCUUCGUGCUGCCUCGAGGUCAUCAACAGACUCGCAAACCAGUGGGGUAUUCGAUUGCCCGAAGGAACUGCCAAUCUAGCCCCCUUCCGAUCUCCAGAACCCGAUCAAGCAAUGCCGAACAUGUCGUUGUUCUUUACUCAAGCUACACUCAGUAAUGAGUCUAUGGAAUCACUAGUCGCCCCUCCGUCCAACAACCUCAGACACGAUUCUGGAAGCAUGUUUGAGCCAUCUUUCGCUCCGCAUAACAUGCCGAUCCUGCCCACACCUAGCCAGUCAUCUCUGGGCUCAACAUCACAACACAGCAUGCACUCGACACCCAUGAACACAACACCAGUUCAAGCACAGUCGAACAUGUGGACAACUUUCCCAUCACAACAAAUGUCGGCUCCCAUGCACAUACAACUACCACCUGGAGAUUUCGGAAUGAUGAAUGUCGACCAUCAGACCGCUUUUGGAUAUCAGGCAUACCAACCACCUCAAUGA